AUGUCUUAACUUUCAUCUAAUAUUUUUUCAUUGCCUAUUAUUGGAUAAAGAGAUGUUUAAACUAAAUAAAUAUCUGUAACAAGAACAAUAAGGCCUUCUCUUUUUCUAAACUAAAUAGACCUUAUUCCUCAAUCUGUAAAAACUGAGGUAGAAAUUAACAGAAGUAUUAUUUACAAAACAAUGCCAACUGAGAUAAUAAGUAAUUCAUUAAUAGAUGUUUCUUCUCAUAUUAAAUUACCAUUAUUGAGUACUUAAAAAGAAUAAAAGUUAUAAAAAUCAAGAAAUACUUCUCCUAUAGAAUAUUAAAGAAAUGCUAAGAAGGCUAAAUUAUUUUUGAAACGUCAAGAAUCAAAAACAGAUACUCCAAUAAUUAAAUUUUAAAGUAAGAGAGUGGAGUUUAAUAAAUCUUUGGUUGUAAUUGAUUUAGAGACUGGAAUCUAAGAUAAAUAGGAAUUGAAUGAAAUGAAAAAACCACUGAGAAGGAUUGCACAUUAAAAAACCAGACCUUUAUAGAAAAUAUAGUAAUGA
Messenger RNA from Paramecium sonneborni, 528 nucleotides. Lineage: Eukaryota; Ciliophora; Oligohymenophorea; Peniculida; Parameciidae. The record is from the annotation of a GenBank genome assembly.